Messenger RNA from Plasmodium vivax (malaria parasite P. vivax), 1256 nucleotides. Its product is annotated as 40S ribosomal protein, putative. Gene Ontology annotation, biological process: cytoplasmic translation; ribosomal small subunit assembly. Gene Ontology annotation, molecular function: structural constituent of ribosome. Gene Ontology annotation, cellular component: cytosolic small ribosomal subunit; 90S preribosome; ribosome. The coding region runs from base 111 to 902 and encodes 263 amino acids. The record is from RefSeq and is a predicted model, not a curated record. NCBI's taxonomy places the organism in Eukaryota, Apicomplexa, Aconoidasida, Haemosporida, Plasmodiidae. The transcript is spliced from 2 exons.
AGCCCAUUUUGGCAGGCAUAGCAAAAGUGAACAGUUUAAACAACACAGCACCAGGCUGAGAUAUAUUAUCACCCUCCAUUUCGCAUAACUUUGGAAAAAAAAAAAAAAAAAUGUCGAGUAAGAAAGUGCAGUCCCCCAAGGAGGAAAGCAUCGCGAAGAUGCUCAUCUGUAAGGUCCACAUCGGAACGAAGAACCUGGAGAACAAAAUGAAGAGGUACGUGUACACCAGGGCGAAGGACGGCGUGCACAUCCUCAAUUUGGCCAAGACGUAUGAGAAGCUGCAGCUGGCCGCCAGAAUCAUAGUGGCCAUUAACAACCCAGCCGACGUAGUCGUCGUCUCAGCCAGGCCAUUCGGAAGCAGAGCCGUUUUGAAGUUCGCCCAAUACACAGGGGCACAGGCAAUCGCAGGAAGGUGGACCCCUGGUAUGUUGACGAACCAAAUUAUUCAAAAAUUUACAGAACCCAGAUUGCUAAUUGUAACGGACCCAAGGACAGAUGCACAACCGGUUAAAGAAUCUGCGUAUGCUAACAUCCCCGUGAUUGCUCUGUGUGAUUCUGAUUCUCCCCUAGAGCAUGUAGACAUUGCCAUCCCUUGUAACAAUAAGGGAAAGGAAUCCAUUGCACUUAUGUACUGGCUGCUGGCACAAGAAGUUUUAUACCUCAAGGGAACUUUGCCAAGAUCGAAGCCUUGGAAGGUCAUGGUUGAUAUGUUCUUGUGGAGAGACCCAGAACAGUUUGAACUGAAAAACUUGGCAAUUGAGGAAACGGCCCCCGCGGCUCCUCACUUGGCUGAGAACCAGUUUGCCACGGAGGCUCCAUAUGAGGAGUGGAAUAAGAAGGAGGAAUGGAAUGACAAUGCGAACGAGGAGUGGAAGAACCCGAUCGCCGCGGAUGAGUGGUAGGAAGAGGGAAAGGGGUGUGACCAGCCACCCAGGGUUCCGCGUGUGAGUAACUAUGUGUAACGAGCGACCCGUCCAGAUAUACUUAUCGCCCACACGUCGGUGCGCUAUAAAGAAGCCGCGCUACGAAGCGGCCGCUUUCCAACCGAGAAUGUACCAAAACGCACAGGUGUGCUUCCCUCGUUCUGCACAUUUUUACGUCAAUGUGCUUUACAUUUUUUUCCCACCCUUUUAUGCCCUUGUGUUUCCCCACGUGUAGCGUGCAUCCAUUUUUUUUUUUUUUUCUUUUAAUUAACCACGUAUAUAAAAAUAAACAAUUUAUAUGUACCAAUGUUGUGGAUAUUUAAACGGUAUAGC